UGUGACAUCAUUGACUGCAUUGAGAUUUUCCAUAAGUACACACAGCAGUGAAGCAAGCAGGGAAGGUAUCAGGAUUGUGGAUCCACUGUUUGAGAUUUGGAGAUAAGAAAUCACAUUGAAAAUUUCUGACAGAGAAGAUUGUGCGCAAAUGGAAGCCAGCAGUGGUUCUAUCCAGGAUGUAGACCAGGUUACUGAGGCAAUUCUAAAGCAAAAUGCCACUUUGACCAGGCACGUGGAAGAACUCUCCAAGAGUCUGCAAAAUGGGAAAGGUUGGAAAGAAACCUUGAAAGCUGCUUUAGGGGAAAACAAAAAACUAGUAAAGCAGGUAGAGUGUCUGAGAAAAGACAUCCAAAAGCAGACGGACGUGAAAGAAAUGUAUGACCUAGAGAGGACGAGAAUAGCUGACAUCACUAAGGGUAACAGAGACAAGGUACAAGAGAUUGCAGCGCUUCAGUUCCAACUUCAACAAAUUGAUGAACUGAAACAAAAUCUUUCUAACGUAAAGUCAGAAAGAAAAGCUUUGGAAGAGGAGAGCGUAACUCUGCAGUCCACGCUGAAGAAUCUGAAGGAGACUGCCCACAAAGAGGAGCAGAGGCUUGGUUUGAAAGACAAAGUCAACCACUUCCAGACUUUAAAACAACAAACCGAUGCCCUUAGGCAAAACCUUCAGGACAUGCAAAAACAAAUUCAGCAACAAGAAGAGCUGGUAAAAGACUUUCCCCAAAUCAUUGAAGAAACCUCCCAGUUGGAAGCUUUAAAGAUUCAGUUGGAAAAAGAGAUUUCAGAUAGGAAGCAGCGGCAGGAGGAAACACGUCAGCUGACUCUUCAGUACAACGAUCAACUAGAGGCUCUGGAAUCCCUUCAAACAAAAACAAAAAGCCUCAAAAAAGAAAGAAGAGCGCUGGGAGAUUUUCUUCAAGAUCCAGAAAUUGUGAGGGCUGAACUUGAUCAAAUAAAGGUAAAAACGGAGGUCUUGGAGAAAACAAACGUCAGCCUUCAACAAGAGCUUGCAAACCUGCAACAGCAAAUUUCCAAUCCGGUUAAUGCGGAUGAAAGGAUGACUGCUGCAAAGGAGGAACAUUCAAAUGCAAAGAAAGAAUGUGGCCUUCUCAAAGAACAGAUCAAACAGCUGAAGGCUCAGAUCCAGAUUCCAAAACAGGAAAUUUCAACAUAUCAAAAGGAUAUCAGAGAUCUGGAGAAACAAUUAAAGAAACUAAAAGAGCUUCAAGCUGAUCUUCAUUCUAUUUUCCAACAAAAGUCCCAAAUGGAAGAGGAGAGGAGGAUGCUAGAAGAGGAAGUUUCACAUCUGAAAAAGCAGAGAGAACAUUUGCAUCACGUGGUUGUUGACUACAACGAACACUUGGAUGUAAUGGAAGCACAGCGAAAGAAAAUAACCAACCUCGAGGAAGAAAAAGUCCAUCUGAGCGAAAUGCUUCUACAGGAACCUGCAUUGGAGUCUGAACUAAAUUAUGUCAAAGCAGAGACUAGCAAGCUGAUCCAGACAGGGAAAGCUCUGAACCAGCAUGUUGAAGCGCUCACGAAGGAUUUUAAACGUGUAGAAGAAAUGAAGGAUCAUCUGAAAAAGGCAAAAAAGACAAAUGAGUCUCUGAAAGCAGAAAAUGCCUCCUUGGAGAAGACAAUCCAAGACAUGAUGCAGGAGAUCCCAACUCUGGAAAGGCGCAACGGAGCUCUUCAGAAGGAGCUAAACGAACACCAAAGUCAUUUACAGAAAUACAAUGACAUGAAACAAGACUUCAGCAGAAUAGCACAAGAAAAGUCCUUUCUGGAAGACCUGGCAAAACAGCAGGAAAAGCAAAUUUUAGCUUUGAAACAGGAGCUGAAAAAGGCAGCAGAACUGGAAACCCGUUACAAGCAGCAGAAGGACCUUUUGGUUUCAUUGAAAAAGAAAACAGAAAACCUUGAAAUACAAAAGGCCAGAGAGACAGAAAUGCUCCAAAUUCUACAAGAGCCCGAUUCAGAAUCUGAAGGAAUCGAAGAAGAAACUGAGAUGGUGCCGAAAAAGAACUUGGAGCUCAGCAUGGAGGUUUCAGCGCUGCAAGACCAAAAUGGACGAGACAAUCUUCCUGCUGCAACCAAGGAACGUCUGACUGCAAAGAAAACAACCGACUCUCACCAGAACAAAGUCAAAGACUUGAAGGCUCAGGUGCAGACUCUCACACAGCAAACAGACCGUUUCCAGGAGGAGUUCAAAGAUCUGCAGAAACACGAACAGGAGGAAGAAGAGAUGAGGCUAAGCUAUCGGGCAAUGUUAGAGGAAAAAUGGGACUUAGAACUCCACAAGCAGGAGCUUGAAACUCAGGUUUCCUUUUUAAGAAAGCGGCGAAACAAAAGCAGAGAUUUUGUUCUUCAAUAUGAAAAGCAAGAAGAACAUUUGGGUUUGCUUAAACAAGAAACCGUAAGACUAAUUGAAGAGAAAAACACACUGGUCCAAAAUGGAACAUGAGGGGCUUUAAAUUAGUAGGAAUCAAAGGAGCGCCAGAUGGAGGUUUUAAACCUGCAAGACAAAAGCUUUGGCGCUCCACUAGAAAAUAAGGAAAAGGUAUUUUUAGAUACAGGGGUACAAAAAAAGAAAAAGUUUUUUUUAGUCUUAUAAAAAAUUAGGAUGCAUGAAUUUCAGCAUGAGGCUGAAAUUUAUUUUUAGCUAUAUUUUAUUAAGGGGGGAAAGGAAAAACCUUGUAGGACAAACUGAUAUUUUUUUAGCUAUAUUUUAUUUAGAGAAAUAAAAGGGAAAACUAGGAUAGCUGUAGGACAAGAUGAAUUCUAUUUUUUAGCAAUAUUUCAUUUGGGAUUUACUUACAAUGUUAGAGGCUGUAUUAUUGUGUUUUAUUUUAUUGUUUGACAAAAGUAAAAAUAAUACAUUAAAAAUUUUAAAAGAAAACGUAACAAAGUGCUUUUAAUUUUACUUCCUCUUACUUCAAAACCUGGUCAAAAAAAGAGAGAUAACACACUAAUGUGAAAGUCAGCUACAGUCUCAUUUUUGAUGGGU
Oryzias latipes (Japanese medaka) is the source of this 3007-nucleotide messenger RNA. RefSeq lists its product as uncharacterized. The record is from RefSeq and is a predicted model, not a curated record. Lineage: Eukaryota; Metazoa; Chordata; Actinopteri; Beloniformes; Adrianichthyidae.